Messenger RNA from Lates calcarifer (barramundi perch), 3122 nucleotides. RefSeq names its product adhesion G protein-coupled receptor F3a (gene adgrf3a). Bases 35 to 3043 code for a protein of 1002 amino acids. The record is from RefSeq and is a predicted model, not a curated record. Gene Ontology annotation, cellular component: membrane. Gene Ontology annotation, biological process: cell surface receptor signaling pathway; G protein-coupled receptor signaling pathway. Gene Ontology annotation, molecular function: G protein-coupled receptor activity. The transcript is spliced from 15 exons. NCBI's taxonomy places the organism in Eukaryota, Metazoa, Chordata, Actinopteri, Centropomidae.
GUCUGUUUUGUGUGUUUCAGCCAACUCAACACAAAUGUAUUACUACAAGCUGACAAUAGAUAACAACGCAAUUGGAAAUAUAACUGAGAUACUGACAUCUAUCAGUUACGACUCAGUCCAAGUUGACAACAUUCAAAAGACAACGAUCUGUGAGACUGACAAGGAGAAGAAGUGUACCUGCAAGUCAGGCCACAAAUGGAGUAAUAAAGUUUGUGAGACUAAUGCAAAGUGUUGUGGCAACAACGAAUGCACCUUCUCCGAAAACUCGACUCACAUGUGUGUUUCAAACAACACAGUUACAAUAACAGGAUCUGUUACUAUAAAGGGAGUGGCGUAUGAAAGCUGUCUGGCAGACAAAGGGUCUCAGGAUUAUAUGUCUUGUAAUGACAAAUUGUUAAACAGGAUGAAAGAAGUGUACAGCACUUUGGAGGGAUUUGACAUCUUAAAAAUUUCCAAAUACCGUGUUGGAAGCAUCAUUGUAGACUUUGAAAUGACCAUUGUCUCUGACAUCAAGCCACAAGAUCUGAUUGACAGAUCAGAAAACCUGGCCAAAAAUCUGACAGCCUCACUUAAACUGGAAACUACAGGUGUUCUCCAUUUAAGUAUGCCAGAUAACCCUGUGAAAUAUGACUCCAAUCACAAACUCAAAUGCACAUCACAGGAGGAGUUUGAAGGUGUCUCUCCUGAGUGGACGCUGAAAAAUCAUGGCAAAGUAUCCAUCAUAACUAAUGGCACAGAGUCAGAGAUUACAUCAGUGCCACGUGAAACCACACUCAUCCUCAAAAACAUAACAGAAGUCUGGGAGGGAGAGUACACAUGUACCUACAAUCAAAAGAAUGAAUCAUUCACCAUAUCCCACAUAGCCAGAGCUGUGAUGGAUGUCUCCCUCUUGCCAAACAUUGACAUCACCACAGAUCCACCUUUUCCACUUUGUACGUCUGUAGAUGGUUUACUGAAUGUAAUAGGCAGAUGUGAGAUAAGGAAAAGUGAUGAAGCUUAUAAGGUGAACUGGACAAGCAGUAUCAUCAAAAGUGCAAUAACUCAAUCUAAACCUUUCAAUUCCUCUGAAGAAACAGUUGCUUAUGAAGCCAAGACAAUAGUUGGCUGCAACUCAUCUGUGCUACCGCUAACAUGCACAUUCGAGAACAGGCUCAACCAAACCAGAGAAGCUACAGUCAAUAUCAACAUCAUUCGUGUUGGUGAGAAGUACUGUGAAGCUGAAGGUGACUGGAAAGUCACCAAAGUUGGAUACACUGCAAUGAUAAACUGCAUUAACGCAGAUGGAAAAAGACUAAGGCAAUGCACAGGCACUGAGAUGAAGGGAAAAUGGGAAGAGGAGUCGUCAGACUGUGUGAAUUGGGAAUUGAGUAGUGUGCUGCAAAGUGCAAACAUUGUGGAUAUCGGACUUGGCAUACUGGAUGAAAAUGCUGCACUUGUAUUUUCCCGCCUUGAGAAUGUCACUAAUAACACAAAUACUAUCAAUAGUUACGCCAACAUGAAUGCAUCCGUUCAAGUACUCUCGACCUUGGGUAACAAGCUAAAUAACAUAAAUAAUGACUCAACAGUGAAUGAUGUCCUGGAAUCAUCCAGUAAUUUGCUGGAAAAGUCUCUUCAAAAUUCUUGGACAAGAAAAACCAAUGAGGGCAAUUUGUCAUUGGCUGAGAUAUAUCUGAGCUCUGUUGAGAAAUUAAUCAAGGUGACAAACCUAACAGAAGGAAAGAAAAAAACAAAUAUCGAGGUAGAAACAUUCAAUAACACAGACUCGAGAUGUACCAACAUUGUGUUCAAUGUCACAGUCAAGCUUUGUGAUGGAAUAAAAGGCGUUGUAAAAACAGCCGGAUUUCAACAACUCCAGUUGUACUUGCCCCACAAAAAUGACACAGACCAGCUUAACAGCAUUGUUGUUUCAACAACUACUGAAGAGGAAGAGAAUCCAGUUGAGGUUAGAAUUAAAUUCCCACUGAUCAGUCCGAGGCCUCGCAAUGUUAUGAUGCGUUGUGUCUAUUGGGACAACAAGACCAGAGACUGGUCAUCAGAGGGAUGUAGAUGGGAGCAUUCUUCUAAUAAUGAUACUGAGGGAGAAUGUAUUUGCAAUCAUUUGUCCUCAUUUGCCAUUCUAAUGGCUAAGUAUCCAGUGGAGAUUCCUGGGAUGAAUGAGAUAACAAUCGUGGGUCUGUCUAUAUCAGUCCUGUCUCUAAUCCUCAGUCUCUUGAUAGAGCUGACCGUCUGGAGUGCUGUGGUUAAAACCCACACUUUGUAUUUACGCCACACUGCUCACGUUAACAUUUCUCUGUGCUUGCUGGUUGCAGAUUGCUGUUUUUUAGCAUCUUCUGAGCCAAGUGAGCUUCCACUAAUCUGGUGUCAGACCUUUGUGGUGUUGAAGCAUUUUUGCUACCUGGCCAUGUUCUUUUGGAUGUUGUGUCUGAGCAUCACACUUCUUCAUCAAGCAGUUUUUCUGUUCCAUAGUGUGAGCAAGAAAAACUACCUGAGGUUCUCAUUAGUCCUGGGCUAUGUAUGUCCUUUGCUUAUUGUUACCAUCACAUUCCUCACCAACAAGGGCGGUGCUGAAGGGGCCUACUUCACCCAUGACACCUGUUGGCUGGUUUACUCUGGACUUUUACAGGGGUCCAUUCACACAUUCCUCAUACCAGUCGGUAUAAUUGUUUUUGUCAACGUGUUCUCCAUGCUGGUGGUCAUCAUGAAGCUUUUGAAUCACCCUAAGAAUGCGGACAAAUCUCAGGAAAACGAAAAAGCAGCUGCCAAAACUGUCAUGAGGUCAGUUGUUCUUCUGACUCCAAUCUUCGGGAUCACUUGGGUUUUCGGGUUUGGUGUAACACUGCUUGACCUGACGUAUGGAAACUUGGCCUAUGCAGUCAAUUACGCCUUUACCCUGCUGAACGCAUUCCAGGGUUUGUUCAUUUUGUUAACCACAUGCCUGGGAGACAAGCUGACCCGUGAAGCGCUGCUGAAACGUCUCAAGAAAAGUGCUCCGGCAUCCAUCAGUGACAGCACCACAAAGUUAGAGUCAACGUGGAAGAAGUGAACAUCGUCUCUAACAUUUGCACUUUUAACUCAAAGCAAACUACAUUUUACACAUAAAACCACUGAUAAGAGAGUAAGCU